AUAAGGAAUUCCACCAACAGAGGGAGAUGUUUGUCCAGAGUUGAAGCAUAUCGACUCAAACUUUGAAGAAAUGCCUUCAAGAAAGGAAAUGUCUCGUUUGGUGUUGAUGCCACUGAAAGUGUGCGGACAAACGAAGGCGGGAGAGGGAGACUCGCAGUGGUCGCCGGUAGGAGGGUCAUUAAGUCCCAGCCCCGCCGCGCCUGGCUGGUGCGCCUCUGCUGCAGCUGUGCAACACACACGCACCAUGACUCUGUGCGCGAGUAGCACGCUCUUGGCGUUGUUCGUCGCUUUUUGUACACCUGGGCGCGGAUGGACAGCGGAGAAGCCCCUGCGGACACAUGACGGCAAACCGACUUCCAUAGCUCGGAGCCUGAGGGAGAGCUGGGAGCCUUCUAUCCACCUGGACGGGAGACCGGUGGAGCGCUUCGUGGCCGGCUCCAACAAGCCAAUGCGGACUCAUCGCUACACCAGAGUGGGCAAGGAGAGCCGUUCUCCCUUAGUGGAGCAUGUAGAUCCCGAAUGGGUAAAACUUGAUGGCUUUGCUGUGCUAAGCAGCGCCCCUGUCAGCAACACAUCAACAGGUCCAAUCAGGUCAACAUAUCCCGCGGCCAGAAAUCAGACAGCUCUGAAACGUGCGGCCAGGGUGAACAGAACAGCUCACCGUCCAAGUGUCUCUAGCUCCAGGACGUACAGGAGGAGGGCCCCUCAGUCCUCCACCGGUCCCCGGCCCCCCGUGAGAGGCUUCUUCACGAGAACAACUUCGCUGGAGAGAAGAGACCAACACCACUUCAAGCCUCAAUCUGACCAGAGGAACCGUAAUUCGCACAAAUUAACAUCUGAGUCCGUUCAUGUGGUGUCACUGCAGGCACAGAAACCCCAGGGCCAGAGCGCUCCUGCAAACCGUGCGGCAACCAAAAUGACCACCCCAGAACCACCUGAAUAUGAGGCUAAGGACAUCAGUGUCAGAGUCAUGUCUCCAAAGUCAGUCCUCAUCACCUGGCUUGACCCCGCUGUGGAAAUGGGGAAGAUCGAGUCUAGUGAAUUGAGAUCCUAUACAGUAAGGUACAGGGAGAAGGGGGAGUCGGCACGUUGGGAGUACAAAGAGAGCUCCCAGAAGAGACUGAUGGUGGACACCCUGUCUGCAGAUAGCAUGUAUGAGUUUGCCGUCAGAAUCACUCAAGGAGAAAACGAUGGCAAGUGGAGCGUGUCUGUCUUUCAGAGGACACCUGAAUCAGCACCAACUGGGCCACCAGAGAACUUUGAAGUCAAACCUCUACGAGGGAAAGGGACUGCUGUGACAGCCACGUGGGAUCCUCCUGAAGAAACCAAUGGGAGGAUACGAGAGUACAUCCUGUCUUAUGCUCCUGCACUGAAGCCAUUUGGAAUGAAAAGUGUGACGUACCGAGGCACCACAACCUCGGCUACCAUAGAUGGUCUAAUGCCUGGAGAUCGGUACAUCUUCAAAAUCAAAGCCACCAACAGAAGGGGACAGGGGCCGCUAAGCAAGGCAUUCAGUGUUGUCAUGCCAGGAUCUAGCAGUGCUGUUUCACCGUUCUCAAGAAACAAGGACAGUCAGAGGACAAGCUACAAGCCUUCCAAAGAUGAUGAUAGCCAUGACAAAUCAGAGCUCAAGUCAACAGAGGCGCCAGAGGAACCAACUCGAGCCAAUAAACCGCACAACUCUGCACCUGUCAGUAGAAGAGAUCGCCCACUUUCUCAGACACGUUCCUAUCACAGCAUCUUCUCCUCGGUGAGAGGCUCAGUCAGAAAGGGAUCAAACAAAGGCAGAAGCUCAGCUAGAGAAGAUGAAAAUAAUGAUGAUUAUGAUGAUGAUGAUGAUGAUAAUGAGAGAAUUCCAACAACCUCCUCUCCAGGAGAAGAUGCGACAACCGUAGCGUAUGAACCUGAGACAAAAAAACCUUAUAAUGAUGUUUCCCCUGAAUCUGAGGACACUAUUUAUAGUGAAGGGGGUGAGCCUCCAACUCCUGAGACACCCAGCCUCAAAGUUUUUACAUUCUCCCCAACUAAACCAACAUCUGUUUACACCCAGCAACGAAAGCCCAUAAAGCUGAGGGUCCAUCAAAAAGGAGGUGCCCAGACGUCCUCCUCAUCAACCACCGAUUCAUCCUUGUCUGUUUUUUCUCCAAAAUCAUCCUCCUUGCCUUCAUCCACAGCAUUGCGUAUUACACAGUCAGAGGACAAAGGAAAGGAUAUACCCUCUACACACCUACAGAGCAAAGACAAGUUCAAUAAACACAGUAUAGUAUAUAACAAACCUACCACUCCAGUUAUAAAGGACAAGAAUCCACAGCCCCAGAAAGAGAGCACAGCUGCGGGAUCGGCAUCAUCUAGGCGGACCAAUGGAUCUGGGCUUGGUGCAAGAUACGGUUAUGGCCGAAGGAACGUAGGAAUGCCUUUUAGGGGUAAUUCAACCAGAACGCUGAACGGUUACAAACUGGGCAUAACUUCACUGACACGUCUGCCAAGCAGAACUCACACAUCGCAGUCCAACUUACCAGACCAGCAAACUGCAAAUACCUUCAACGAAGCUACAGUCGGUUCCACUUCGGUAGGAAAGAUCGACGAUGAAACAAUAUCUGAACCAUCUACUUCUGAGAACUCACAAAUCAAAUCAAAUAGUGCUGUCGCUUCAGAUACAAACACCAGAAACAAGUAUCCUUCCAUAUCAGAAACCAGCUCACGACACCAACUGUCAACUUCAAACAGAGGAUCACAAACCUCUUCGCAUAACACACAUAAGUCAAAUACAUCUCUGGAACGCGCCACAGCAAACGGAGGAGUACAUCACCAAAGCAAUUUCAAGAACACAGAAGUAACCAAAAUUGAAGAACCUACUUCUAGUUACAAAGAAGAUCCCACAGAGGAAGAGAAAAAGGAAAAGGGGGAGAGUGUCUCUGACAAAACAACUUACUCUCGUUCUCAUGUGGAAAGAUUUAAGUUCCCAAGCAGGUCUGGUUCAGGAACACGGCUGUCGUUCUCCAGAAAUGGAGGCAGGACUCCUUGGAACAGGGUCUUAUCCUCGACAGGGGUAGGCAAACCCAUUUCACGAGGAACAGGCACUAGUGAUUCAGUAGCCACAGGUUCUGCAGGAGUGUCCGGGAUACAGGAAACUAAUGAAAGUCAAACUGCUACUUCAUCACGUGACUCACUAAAAAUUUACGAGACAGGGAGGAAUUCUUUUAAACCAUUAGUGACGCAUAAAAAUUCAGACAAUCGGGACUUAAGACAUCCAACUCCGCUGUCUCCUUCAUCCUCUUCAAACUUUGACAAUCGUGAUUCUAUUAAUACAAAAUUAACUGCGCCCAUCCACACAGAGACAUCUAAUGACAAUGAAAAUAACAAAUAUGAUGAAGUCGACCCUGAUACGACUCGUGGAGAAAACAGUGAGCUCCAUAAAAACGUUGCAGAACCCACAGUGGACCAAAACAAUCCAGCCAUAACACCAACUGAAAGCCACAGGAACACCGAGGACAAUGAGAGUGUAGCUACAAUAGACGUCCCCACAAGGACUAUCUCGAAGUCUGGGGUCCCUCCAUCUUACCGCCGCCCCACUAAUGGCGUGAAUGGGAGAAUACGCUCUCCUCAUCUUGCAACCAGACAGUUUGGUGGAUACAGGCUUCCCACCAGAACACAAUCUUCACACAACUCUAGAAUUGGCUCUUCAACAUCUUCUGAUUUAUCUUCAACAUCUGCCCACUCCUCGUCAUCAAAUAUACUCAGACCAGUGUUGACAUCAGACCGCAAUGUCAGCAGAAUCUCUACUCCAACAAGAACUGGGGGACUCACAGAGGGUAGAACGCAUUCUAUAUCUUUGUUGCCGUCUUCAUCUAGAGACAGCUUUAGAGGCCAGGGUGGCAGAAGUCGUUAUCCCGUCCUCAGAGGGAAAGCACCCAUUGGAGGAGCUCUUAAACCUGCCUAUGGAAAUGGCCAAAACGGACAACCAAAUCCGACAGCAAAGGAUAAAGAGUCCUCGGCGACUCAUGGAAUGAAUAAGGCUGUUGGUCAAAGGCUAAUUACUGGUCCUGACGGAAACAAAUGGUUGGUAGAUUUGGAGUUGGGGAUUCUUAUGAACCAGGAUGGGAAAGUCCUUCAGGAUUCCCAGGGCCAACCCAAAAGAGUUGUGCUUGGCGAGGAUGGACGCACCAUUUUCGACCAUUUGGGAAGCCCCCUGCUGAACCAGGAAGGCAUGGCUUUGUUCGGUCACAGCCGAGACAGUAGCCCAGUAAUCAAUCCUAAAGAGAAGAUCCUUAUGGUCGGAGGGAAACCCCUGCUUGGCUUGGACUUGCCUCACCUCAGGACCACCACAACAACCACCACAAGAGCUCCCACCACUACCCCGGAACCCACCACCACAGAAUGGACUACAGAGGAGUCAACCACUGAAUACCCUACAUGUCCACCAGGCACCUUCUCUAAAAUUGAUGAAUAUGGGGAUCCAGUGCUUGAUGCAGAUGGAAUAUUAGAUUGUUACUCAGAAGAUGAGUUUUUGCUCCAGACUACCUUGCCACCACCGACAACAACGACACCGCCGACGACUACAACCACCACCACAACCACAACUGCCGCCACUACGACGACCACCACCACCACCACCACCACCAUAGAACUGCCAACUCCAGACACCAGACCCUCUGGCAGAGGUCCUUUAUCAGAGUUUGACGACAGUGGGAAGAGGCGAUUUACAGCUCCGUACGUAAACUACAUCCAAAAGGACCCAGGAGCGCCGUGCUCCCUGACCGAGGCUCUGGAGUACCUCCAAGUCGACGUCCUCGAAGAUCUGAUGAAGAACGACAGUCGCGUCACCAAUCAGAAGCAGCCUCCGAAAAACAAACCCCACAAUCUCACCGUGGUUGCUAUGGAGGGAUGCCACUCGUUUAUCAUCUUGGACUGGGCCCGUCCGUUGAGGGACGAUAUGGUUUCAGGGUACAUGGUGUACAGUGCUUCAUAUGAUGACGUGCUCAACAAUAGAUGGUCCUCUAAGAUAUCCAGUGGGACUCAUCUGGCUGUGGAGAAUCUCAAACCCAACUCCAGGUACUACUUCAAAGUCCAGGCCAAAAAUGUAUUUGGGCUGGGACCAGUCAGCGACACGCUAACCUAUGUCACCGAAUCAGAUGAUCCUCUUCUCAUCGAAAGACCGCCUGGCGGGGAGCCCAUUUGGAUCCCCUUCACCUUCCGAUACAACUCGGCUCACAGCUCCUGUAAAGGCGGUCAGUAUGUCAAGCGCACGUGGUACAGGAAGUUCGUGGGCGUGGUUUUGUGCAACUCUCUGCGGUACAAGAUCUUCAUGGGAGACGGCCUUCGAGAGCCCUUCUACAGUAUAGGAGACACCGUGGGACAAGGAGAGGAUCAUUGUCAGUUUGUGGACUCCCACAGGGACGGCAGGACUGGCCCCUCGUAUCUCUCAAUUACUCUACCUUCAGCUCAAGGAUAUUAUCGUGCCUACCGACAGGAACCCGUCACGUUUGGCGUGAUUGGCAGAAGAACGUCCCAUCCCUUUGUGGGCUGGUAUGAAUGUGGGGUCCCCAUCCCUGGCAAAUGGUAACACAUGGGAGAGAAAGGGGAGGGGGGCAGCGGCACUGUUACCGAGGGCAACCAAGCGGUUGGCCCGCCAACUGAAAAACAAAAGACUUUUGCUUGCUGCGACUAAAAGACACCACUUUCAUCACGUGAAGUGAACAUAAUGCUUCUAUGCAAGCCAGUGUAUCAAUGCCGUGUACUUUUUUUUUUUUUUUUAAUUUUCAAAACAUAAAGCAGUCUGUAUAUGAGGGAAGAAAAAGCACGUGUGUUCUUGCUUUGUAAAAUUCUUGUCAGCCUUGCCCCCAACUAACAGGUCCUUAUGCAUUGUUAUUUAUCUCAAAACUCACAUUCAUAAUAAUAGGCAGCGAGCUUGUGUAUAAGUGUUGGUUUUCCGUCCCAAAAUCAACAGCUACGUUUAUUUUCCGUCCCACCAGAAUUGAAAGGUUACAGUGUAUGUUUUUUUUAAAUGUAUUCAGAUGAAGAAUAAAGAGUGCGUAUUUGCCGAGGAGACGAAAUAAAAGGUUCUUGGAAGCCACGUCGAUGAAAAGAGCAGGAAUCGUCUCAGCGUGCAUCGACACAUUUUAUUACUCAAUCAGCGCUUGAUCAAGGUUUUCAUAGUUGAUCAAUCCAAUGGGAGAGUUGAGUCAUAACACAGUCUUCGGCCAACAUGAGCAGUUAAAACCCGACUGAAAAUCCAAAACAACAUAUUGAGCACAGAUGCAGGUGAGCGGUCGCAGUUUCAUUGGUGAGGAAUAAAAAAAUACCGAAACAUUAACACGGAAAAUCCGAUGGAAAGUCAAUUUUUUUAAAUCAAACUCAUACGACUUGUGCGACGCACUAUUUGGGGAAUUUGGGAAUUGUACCAGAAUCAGGAACUUCAAGAAUGAAAAGAGUUGUUGCAUUAAAAAAUGAUAUUUUCGAUUCAAUGUAGCGUUGCCGAUUUGUCUUGUAUAUGGAUUUCAAAUUUGGGAUACCUUGGAAAAUUACUAGAACCCUUCCAAUAUGGGAUUUUUGGGCCUGUUACCAAUAUUCGGGGCCACAAGAAAAAAACAAAGCUGAUAUCCGCUACAUCCGAUAUAUCGUCUGUCAUAUGAAAAAAGACCAUUGACAUGCAGAGGCUAAAUUCUAUACAACAUAACAUCCAGCCACUUAUCCUCACAAGGGUCGCAGGGAGUGCUGGAGCCUAUCCCAGUUGUCAACGGGCAGGAGGCGGGGUACAUCCUGAACUGGUCGCCAGCUAAUCGCAGGGCACAUAGAGACAGACAACCGUCACAAUCACACCUAGGGGCAUUUUAGAGUGUCCAAUUAAUGCAUGUUUUGGGGAUGUGGGAGGAAAACCGGAGUGCCUGGCGCAAACCCAAACAGGCACAGAGAGAACAUGUAGCCGAGGAGUAGAAUGGGGUCCGGUUUGAUGCCCUCAACAUCGCAUCUCUGCUGUUUCCAGAUAAUGCGAUUCUGUUGGCCUCAUCAAGCCGUGAUCCCCAACACUCACUGGAGCGGUUUGUAGCCGAGUGUGAAGCGGCUGGGAUAAGAAUCAGCACCUCCAAAUCUGAGGGUGAGGGUGGCGUGCCCUCUCUGGGUCAGGGAUGAGAUCCUGCCCCAAGUAGAGAUGUUCAAGUAUCUUGGGGUCUUGUUUUCGAGUGAGGGAAGAAUGGAGCGAGAGAUCGACAGACAGAUUGGCGCAGCGUCUCCAGUGAUGCGGACUUUGUAUCGGUCCGUUGUGGUAAAGAGAGAGCUAAGUCGAAAGGUCUCUCGAUUUACCAGUCGAUCUAUGUUCCUACCCUCACCUAUGGGCACGAGCUGCAGGUCGUGACGGAAAGAACAAGAUCCCGGACACAAAUGGUCGAAUUGAGCAGGGUGUCCGGGCUCUCCCUUAGUGAUAGGGAGAGAAGCUCGGUCAUCCGGGAGGGGCUCAGUGCCGAGCCGCUGCAUCUCCGCAUUGAGAGGAGCCAAAUGAAGUGGCUGGGGCAUCUGAUUCGGAUGCCUCCCGGACCCUUCCUGGUGAGGUGUUCCAGGCACGUCCCACCGGAAAGAGUCCCCGGGGAUGACCCAGGACACGCUGGAGAGAUUACAUCUCUUGGCUUGCCUUGGAACACCUCCGGAUCCUCCUGGAAGAGCUGGAUGAAGUGGCUGGGGGAAGGGAAGUCUGGGCAUCUCUGCUAAAGCUCCUGCCCUACUCGACCUGACCCAGAAAAGUGGUCGAAGAUGGAUUGAUGGAUAAUUAGAAACACUGCACAAGGACUGUAAAAUAAAUACUUUGAACCAAUAUGGCAGAAUUCCCUUUCGGGCUUUGCUCCUCAAAAAUGUUUUAUUGUGGUUUUACUAAUGAUACACAUGUUACUAAAUUUCACAUAGCUACGAGUAACUGGAUUCGGGGGCCAAAUGAUAGAAAAUACCAAAACGGCCCUGAACAUGUUGAUUGAUUUACGCAGAGUGAAAUAAUGAUGAAGAAGUUAAGCAAUAGAGGCCAAAUAAAACCACAAGUAUUAAACAAUAUCCUUGAAGUUGAACCACAAUCAUUAGUUGUAAAUUUUGUGUGGCCCUCUGAGGGUUCCCCAUCCCUGUUUUAAAUGAAAAACUGAAUCUGUUAUCAUGGAUUAUUUAAGCGCCAUUGUCUCGCCGGACAAACUUUUCUUGUUACAUUUAUGAUCAAAUCUUUGAUAAUAGGUUUUCACAGCAAACCAUAAAUGUGCUGCUCGCACUGUCGAAAUAACAAAUUAACGGAAAUACUCGAAUGGUGAUGCGUGUCGUAAGCGGCUGCGGCAAAGCAGGUGGAAAAUGAGUGGAAAAGCCUGCUAUGGCUUCGUGGCCAAUUUAAUCAUAACGUCAUGAGAUUAAUGUGUCGCUCGCGGGGCCCGUCACUCAUAUUUCAGCUGUUCGUUUCGGCGAAGCGGCGGUAGCAAGCGGGCACGUCCGUCGGCAACAAUCGGUUGACUUAUUUUUACACCGCCGUGCUCGAUACUUAUGCUAAAUGGUCACUUUUAAACAUCCGAAGCGGUCGCCGUUUAUAACGGUGGGAGUUCCAAUUUCAGUUAUUUCCUCAGGGGAAACCGAUUUAACAGCAACACAAUCAUCAGAUUUGUUCAAGCUGUCAUUUGAGUCACUUUGACUUCAUCUUGACGAUCUCGCCAAAAAAGUUCAUUUGCUCCGCUGAUGUCCAAUCAAAAUGAUUUUUUUCUCUCUCUCUCUCUCGCUUUUCAUCUCAACACGGUGGUCUUCGUCCCUGCGGAAUAAACGCGGCCGAUGACAAGGAAUUUGGCCCCGCGAGAAUCACGGACGCUGCCGAGCGCAUUAGCGGCUCUGAUUAGCUCCGGCGCCGCCAAAAACCCGACGUUGUUAUUGCGCCGGCAGAGGCGCAAAACGCAGCGCAUCACCUCCGAAGACGCCGCCAAACUGAUGCUCAUUUGCGCCGGCGCGUCAGCUGUCAGCCAUUUUUCCAGAACCCGUCGGAGCGUGUGUAAUAGUUUUCAUGCGGCGCGGUGAGGAGUCGAGGUCUUUUACAUCAGAAAGGCCAAAAGGCCACGCGGGCUUGAUUAAAUCCAGGCCCCAAGCUGACUUUCCACACGUGGCACGUACAUUAGCAAUUUAACGAUAUCAUUUUUUUUUUUUUUAAAGCUUCUUUUUGGCAUCAUCGUGGCCGUUUAAGAGCACCUUUCCACUCUGCCGUUUUUUUUUUUUUUUAUUUUAUUCCUGAUGAUUAAAGAAUGUGUGCUUGUGAACAGACAUUACAUUUUUCUUUUUUUAUAUGUAUAACUGGGUCACUGUUUGGCCUGGAAAAAGUUAAGAACUCAUUGAAGAAAGCUUAAAGCAUCGCAGUGGAGGUUUUGAUCAAGAGAGAGAGAGAAAAAGAGACGGGAAAUGUAUCUUAACCCUCCGCUUUGACGACAGAUGUUUUGCUUAUAGAUUUUGUCCCUCACGACAAGAAUGUUGCCUGUAGAACGUUACAGUUUAUUUGUAUUUUCCUUUUCUUACAAAUCGAAAACAUUUAUGACAUAUGUGACUCAUAGGAAGAACGUUUUUAUUGCACCGGACCGUCUGGAGAAAAGGCACACAGGCGGGGCCGGGAUUCAAACCCCAGACCUUAGAACUGUGAGGCUAACGCUCUAACCAGUUAACCCACUGUGCCUGUAUAUGUAUAUAUAAAUGUGAUUUUUUUUUGUUUUGCUUAAAUCAAAAGCCCGUUUUAGUUUUCUAUGUCACAUUUUAACAUAUUUAUUAACAUAUUUUUUAAUCAUCUUAUCCGCUUAUCCUCACAAGGGUCACGGGGAGUCACAGCUGCACUCACAAUCACACCUAGGGGUGUUUUUUAAUCAUGUGAAAUUUAAUUCUCGAUGUAUGAAAGUUUAUUUUAAAAAGUUGCAUUGUUAAAAAAAAAAAAAAGCACGUUGGAUCAGCUGGAAAGCAUCGGCCCCACAAUUCUGAAGUCCCUGGUUCGAUCCUGGACCCACCUGUGUGUAGUUUGGAUGUUCUUCCCCGUCCCUGCGUGGGUUUUCACUCCUGUUUCCUCCCCACAUCCCAAAAAUGUGCAACAUUAAUUGGACACUCUAAAUUGCCCCGGCGGCACGGUGGGUCAGCUGGUAAAGCGUUGGCCUCACAGUUCUGAGGACCUGCGUUCAAUCCCAGCCCCGCCUGUGUGGAGUUUGCAUGUUCUCCCCGUGCCUGCGUGGGUUUUCACUCCGGUUUCCUCCCCACAUCCCCAAAACAUGCAACAUUAAUUGGACACUAAAUUGCCCCUAGGUGUGAUUGUGAGUGCGGCUGUUUGUCUCAAUGUCAUGUCAUUAUCCAAGCUGCUUAUCCUCACAAGGGUUGCGGGAAAGCUGGAGCCUAUCCCAGCUAGCUUCGGACGAAAGGUGGACUACACCCUGAACUGGUCGCCAGUCAGUCGCAGGGCAGACGUGUGUACCACCACACCAUCACCCUGUUUGUCUCGAUAGACUCCAGCACUCCUUGCGACCCUCGUUAGGGUAAGCGACCAAGUGGGGAAAAUGGAUGGAUUUAAAAAAAAAAAAAAAAAAUUUAUUGAAAUGUUUGUGUCAUCCAAAAUACUUUAAAAGAUUCAUCCAACAGGGAUCCUGUAGACCACACGCGUGAACUUUAAAAGUUGAGGUUCAUUCGUCAUUAACGUUUGACAGCAGGGCGCAUUUUGACAAAGUCACAUUACACCGCAGCUGCCACAGGAGCUGGGAGGAUAAAUUACGACUAAAAACAGCUUUUAUGACAUUUUUAUGAUUUUUUUUUUUUUUUUUUUCAUGCCCCUGAACUAGUCCUUUGUUGUAAGAAGUGCAAGAGUAGGAAAAAAGCAUCUGGACACUCAUAACAUGGAGAUUCCUACAAAACUAGCACAGUUCAUCGGUUGGUCGGUCGGUUCGCAGCAUUGUUGUAUCACGUAAAUAUCCAUCCGUCCAUUUUCUUUGCCGCUUAUCCACACGAGGGUCACAGGGAAUGCUGGAGCCUAUCCCAGCUGUCAACGGGCAGGAGGCGGGGUACACCCUGAACUGGUCGCCAGCCAAUCGCAGGGCACACGGAGACAGACAACAGCCACAAUCACGAUCACCCCUCGGGGCAAUUUAGAGUGUCCAAUUAAUGUUGUAUGUUUUUGGGAUGUGGGAGGAAACUGGAGUGAAAACCCACGCAGGCACCGGGAGAACAUGCAAAUUCCACACAGGCAGGUCCGGGAUCGAACCCAGGACCUCAGAACUGUGAUCCACCUGUGUGGAGUUUGCAUGUUCUCCCCGUGCCUGCGUGGGUUUCCUCCCGGCACUCCGAUUUCCUCCCACAUCCCAAAAACAUGCGACAUUUCUAAAUUGCCCAUAGGUGUGAUUAUGAGUGCGGCUGUUGUCUGUUUCCAUGUGCCCAGCGAUUGGCUGGCAACCAAUUCAGGGUGUAACCCGCCUCCUGCCUGUUGACAGCUGGGAUAGGCUCCAUGACUCCCCGUGACCCUUGUGAGGAUAAGUGGCUAAGAAAAUGGAUGGAUGGGUAUAUUUUCCAAGCUAAAGACAGGCCUAGCAAAUGGCUUGUACCAAAAAUAAAAAAAUAAAAAACCCAUUCACCAUUAAUAAUCCACUACUGUGGUUGUGUGCCAACCUUCCUAAAACAUGCCAGUACUUCAUCGUCAUCAGGUCCAUCGCCGGAAAAGUCCACGGAACCGGGAAGCGGCUUUAUCGGCUCAAUCAAACAAAAACUUGGCAAAGCGAGUCAGCCUUUCUCAAUUAUUGCUUUUUUAAAAAAGUGCUGACCUUCCUAAAUGUGAUUUUUAGAAUUGUCACCUCAAUAAAUCAUCACAAAUAAAUCCAUUUUGGCAACGUGUUCUCUCUAGAAUCGCACAAAAAAAUAAAUAAGUUAACGCAGCAGUAGUGUCUCAAAAUAUGUAUCGUGCUCAAAAUACUCCACAGUCAUGUUGACACAUGCAAUACUUACACCAUAUUUGACUUAACAUGAAAUAUUAAGUCAAAAAUCCUGCUAAUGUCAUUCGAGAUCGUUCCGCAAUACAAAUCAGAAGUGAAUGUUUGUAUGAUUGGUCAUUUUUACUUUAUUAUGCAUUACAGGGGCAGGUGACAUCAUGAAAGUGUAUUUUACAGCAAAACAUAAAAAUAAUAUUAAAAGAUGAA
Syngnathoides biaculeatus (alligator pipefish) is the source of this 12146-nucleotide messenger RNA. RefSeq names its product fibronectin type III domain containing 1 (gene fndc1). Gene Ontology annotation, molecular function: protein binding. Lineage: Eukaryota; Metazoa; Chordata; Actinopteri; Syngnathiformes; Syngnathidae. The record is from RefSeq and is a predicted model, not a curated record. The coding region runs from base 71 to 5563 and encodes 1830 amino acids. The transcript is spliced from 22 exons.